Messenger RNA from Zingiber officinale, 1878 nucleotides. RefSeq lists its product as uncharacterized. Bases 411 to 1670 code for a protein of 419 amino acids. The record is from RefSeq and is a predicted model, not a curated record. Lineage: Eukaryota; Viridiplantae; Streptophyta; Magnoliopsida; Zingiberales; Zingiberaceae. The transcript is spliced from 4 exons.
AUCGGCUCUGUUUGUAAACAAUUUUAAAAGGGAAACCCUCCGCCGAUUAAUCGGCGAUGUAUCCAAAGCGUACGGCCGUUGGUCCUCCCCUCCGCGUGCUGCCGGAGCGGCUCGCCAUUUCAUCUCCCUCCUCACGCUCUUCCUUCAAUGCCGUGGAUCUGGACUUCGUAGUGCUCCUCGCUCUCGACCUCUCUGCUUGACGAGCCGCUCUCUGAUCUCUCCGCGGAUCCUGCCGGCGCGGGCGACUACUGCCUGCUCUCUCUGCUGUCAUUGUGGCGCUUCCUUCUUCUAGUUUCUCCACUUCUUGAAGCUGCAAGGUGUUUUGGUGGAGAAAAGAGGAGAUCUUGCUGGGUUUCAUUUUCGGAAACAAGUUUGUGUUGACGAUCGCUCCGUCUUCCUGAGCGGAUUCAAUGGAAUUCCUUAAAUCAAUAAGAUUUCCCAUUUUCGGUAAGCUUAGGUGGAGAAAAGAUACGGAUCGCGAGCGUGAUCAGUCGUCGGAGCCCAAGGAAGAUACCUUAGACGCAACGCCGAAGCUCGCUGCUUCUGAUCGCGUUUCCGAAGAGGGCGAGGAUGAGGAUGACGAUGAUUUCAUCACGAAUGAGGUGAAGAGGCGGCUGGAGCAACUGAGGAAGAACAGCUUCUUGGUCCUUAUACCGGAAGAAGAGUUCCUGGAGGGCGAGGAAGAAGAGGAGACUAGCUCGAGCGGAUCGAAGGAGUUGGACAUGGGCGAUGCUUAUCCAAGCUUUGAGUUCGAAAAGAUGUACCACGAGUACACUGAGAGAAUGCUGUUCUUUGACCAGUACAUCACCAAACAUUUCAAAGAGCCUGCAUGGUUGGGUACACCAAGCCAGUCACUAAGACCUACGCCAAAGAAAAUGGUUCUGGGCCUCAGCAACAUCUCUUUAAAGAGGCAAGAUGAACACACCAAGGAGUAUGAGCUGGAGCAACUGGACCAAGAUGAUCCAUGCCAAAAUCUAGAAGUUGCUUAUGUGGCACAAGUUUCUUUAACUUGGGAAGCACUUUAUUGCCAGUAUAUGCAGCUGAACCGGAGGAUUAUAUGGCAGCCUGAGCAUUGCGGCUCCUAUGGCUAUGCUGCGCAAGCAUUCCAGCAAUUCCAGGUAUUAUUGCAGAGAUUUAUUGAGAAUGAGCCUUUUGACCAAGGAUCCAGGGUGGAGAUUUAUGCCCAUAGUCGGGGUUUGCACUCUAAGUUUCUUCAAGUCCCAAAUUUUCUAGAUUUGGAAAAGAAAGAAAAUUUGGAUGAUUAUUGGGACGAGCCAGUUCCUGCUUCUGUACUCAUUAAGAUAAUGGGGGAUUGUAUCUUAACAUUCCUCCAUUUUCUGAAGAUAGAUAAGAAAAAACCCAGUAGUUUCUUCUCAACGCAUAGCGCUCGAGGCUCCCCUCAACAAGUUCAAGCCUCACUUGUAAAGGAUAUGAAAGUGAAGGAACUGUUUAAGAGGAAGAAAGCAUGGAAGAAGAAAGCUUGGCCUUCGACCAUGGAAGAAGUGGAUUUUCUAUUUGCACUAAUCGACAUCAAAGUCGUAUCAAGGGUUCUGAGGAUGGCCCAUCUCAGCAAGGAGCAGCUGUCGUGGUGCGAAGCAAAGAUGAGCAAGCUCGAUCUUUCGAACAGCAAAUUAUGCAGGGAUGGUUUCCCACUCUUAUUCCCAUGUUGAUGCUAAACAUAUCAACUCUUGUUUUUUGCUUCUCUGAAUCUCUAAAGAAGAGUAUCAACGAUUGCUACCUGAUAAUUGUUUUGUACACGUAAGAUGAGCCUCUUAUUCGAUCGUCAAUAUUAUAUAUGAGAUUUUGUUCAUUCCUUUGUACUUGCUGACCACGUAGAAGGUUAGCUCUUGACAGGAAUUAAACUUCAAUUUUUCUUCA